AUGGAGAAAUCAGAAAAAGACGACUCAAUCUGUGGCUCCUUUGAGAAUGGUGCUCGGGACUUGUCAUCCGAAACUCCGGCGCUUGACUGUUUUGGUGAAGCGGUGCCCCCAGUUCCAGCUUCAGACAGUGCUUCUCCAUUACCUGAAUCACAGCACCGAGCUCAACAAUACAACGCGAUAGCGAAGCCAGUAUCGACUUCUCUUCGCGAUUCUUCGCCUAAUUCGAGGUUCACUCCUCCUCUACCCCCAUUUCCAGACGACGAACACGCCCUUGUACCCGACACCAUCGCUGCGUCUACACCUUCCAGUGCUUCGAAGGCACCGUUUGUGCGUGGGCAUCGUCGUCGCUCCACCCACGUUAGUCGUCGGGACCUUGAAAAGUUCAGAAAGGAGGUCCUGGGUGUUGAGUCCACUGGAUUUGAAUACGACGACGAAGGCGCGUUCAACCAGAAUACUAAGGAAUACGAGUCGCAAUUGGCAGAACUGAACCGUGCUUUCGACGCAGCAAGUAUGUCUAUGAGCAGUAGUAGUGGCAGCAACUCUGGCUCGGGAAUGUACUCGAGUUACGAUAAUUCAAAUUCUGGACCGUCCAACAUACCUGGUGUUCCCCGCCAGCCUAUACCUUCACCCAUGGCUACUCCACCCCCACAAGUCAAUGGCGGCGGUAUGGCUGGGAUGAACGGCGGAGUGCCGAUGAAUGCAGGACAUCAGAUGGAUCUGCGCCAUUUAUUCGACAUGGUACUAGAACUGAGCGACGUGCUGAAGAACAACCGUGAUAUGACUAAGAGUAUCGUCUCUAGCGCGGAGGAGAUUAUGAAACGUUCUGCGUCGGAGGGAACUAGCCCUAAUAUUCAGCAGGUGAACGGGGAAAUCUCUAGUGCUCGCAUUGCCGAGCUUGAACGCGCGCUCGCCAAGGAAAGACGUUUGGUAGAAAUCUUGAAAAAUGAGCAGAUCGAGAACACCAAACUGAUUGGGGAGUAUGAGGCGGCUGUCGGUAUUAUGGUGGAGCAGAUUCGCAACUACUGCCACAACAACAAUAUGCACUACCUGGCUCAAAAACGCCACUACAAUAAUCUUCUCCAGGCGGAGCGUGAUGCUCAUCUGGAAAGCCGUUUGGACCGUGACCACUGGCAUGCGCAAACUCUGAAGUGCGCCGAGAUGAUUCGCACCGCUUAUCGCCUCCGCUGUGAGGAAGACGAACUUCCCAUCCGUAUCGUUGCCGGCCUACAGAACGAGGUCCGCGCCUACCGCAAUGCCCUUGGCAUGGAGCCCGAGAAGCCAGAGGAAGAGUACGGCUGGGAGAUUCUGAAGGAUGUUCCGGGAGGCUCUGAGUGAUGUAGCGCACGCUGCUGAUACUGUAUGAGUUAUGAUGAUUUUCGACACACAUUUGUUUUCCAUUGCGGGACGGCGUUUUGGGUACUCAUUUUCUCGGUUUAGCAGUUCGCUCGUGAAGGAUACCCAUCUUUGCAUGACUUGCGUGUACUUUGCCUAAUCUCGAUACUGCUGCUGAAGGUUUACGUCUGUCAUGAUUUCGAGGGCUUUAGGUGCCGGUCAUCCUGAAGACCAGAACAUUGCGAGACUAAACGCCUUCUGAACUGUCAUAUUUCCGACCAUCCAUGGUCAAAAACUCCUUUGAGAAGAAUACCAACAAU
Aspergillus nidulans FGSC A4 is the source of this 1652-nucleotide messenger RNA. RefSeq lists its product as uncharacterized. The transcript has 3 exons. NCBI's taxonomy places the organism in Eukaryota, Fungi, Ascomycota, Eurotiomycetes, Eurotiales, Aspergillaceae. Bases 1 to 1335 code for a protein of 444 amino acids. The record is from RefSeq and is a predicted model, not a curated record.